ACAAAUAUCGAUAGACCCAUUUGGCCCACCGGCUGGCUAAUUUGUUUACCUGCUUCAUUUAAACGUUAAUGUUAGUUUCCCAUAACCAAUAGGAUAUGGAGAUAACACUCGCUCUGAUAAAGCCGCACGUGCUGCGGAAUACCUAUGCGAUGCAGCAGAUCCGAGCUCUGAUCUCCCAGAACUUCACUGUACUCGACCAGAAGGAGGUUUGCAUUACGAAAGAACUAUCGGAGCGAUUCUACGCGGAGCACAAAGGAAAAUUCUUCUACCACCGGCUAACUAGUUUUAUGAACAGCGGACCCUGCUAUGCCCUGAUUCUGCAGUCGGAAGCCUGCAUCCAAAAGUGGCGCAGUCUGCUGGGUCCCACCAAGGUGUUCCGUGCCGUGUAUAGUGAUCCCAACUGCAUCCGAGCAUUGUACGGGCUAUCCGACACCCGUAACGCCUGCCACGGAUCGGACAGCGAGGCAUCCGCCCUUCGCGAGAUCAGCAUCCUGUUUCCGGAGUUCGACGCGGCUGUCGGCAGCCGCCAGGCGAAAAGGAAGACGUAGUCGAGGAUUACUUGAUCCUUACAUUAGUUAAAAUGUCCACUACCAAAGCGGUUGAUGUUUAUAUACUGCUUAAAUAGCUAUUGGAAUGGUCCUUAUUUAUGUUUCUUAUUUGUAUUGCUUUGCAUUUUUAAGAUUAGUAUUAAGCGUUGACCAACGACAGCAAAACAUCACACGAAAAUGUUGAUAUGCGCUGCUUUUGAAGUACUUUUAUAAUAAUUUUUGUGACUUGCGUACUAAUACAUUUAUAUAUUUGCUUGUAGAAGCAGGGGAACAAAUAAAAAAGCAUUUUAAAACAAUAAUUCCAUGUUGAAUAGUAAAAAACAAUACAUAAUUGUCAAAGCCAGCAAAACUCAGAUUACCAUAGAUGAAAGUAUAGAAACUUACAUUUCCAAAUCGGAAGCGCAAAUUCAGAGAGACAUGUGUUUCAAAAACUUUAUUUCGUCAAUUUCCGGUUUACAUAAUACAAUUCUUUUGUUAUUAGGUGGUAGGUACAUGUAUAGAUAGAGAUUUUCGAUUUGCUCUGGUUUCCGUUUAGCUCAUUGUAAAUAGUUGGUAAUAAAAUUAUAAAAUUUAUAAACUUAACAAAUUAUAUAAAUAUAUAUUUAUGUGUGGGUAAGUUCUGUAGUAUGCCUAUAAAUAGGUAAAGAUAUAAAUGUUUUGUAUAUCGGUUCAGACAAUUGAGAAGUAUAGUAAGAAAUUGAAAAGCGGGAUAUAUAUCAUUAAAAAAGAUCUAAA
Molecule: messenger RNA, 1283 nt
Organism: Drosophila yakuba
Lineage: Eukaryota; Metazoa; Arthropoda; Insecta; Diptera; Drosophilidae
Gene: nmdyn-D6
Product: nucleoside diphosphate kinase 6
Exons: 2
Coding region: 96-548 (150 amino acids)
Biological process (GO): negative regulation of oxidative stress-induced intrinsic apoptotic signaling pathway; UTP biosynthetic process; CTP biosynthetic process
Molecular function (GO): nucleoside diphosphate kinase activity
Source: RefSeq, a predicted model, not a curated record